Dendronephthya gigantea is the source of this 1739-nucleotide messenger RNA. Its product is annotated as excitatory amino acid transporter 1-like. NCBI's taxonomy places the organism in Eukaryota, Metazoa, Cnidaria, Anthozoa, Malacalcyonacea, Nephtheidae. Gene Ontology annotation, molecular function: L-glutamate transmembrane transporter activity; glutamate:sodium symporter activity; neutral L-amino acid transmembrane transporter activity. The transcript is spliced from 7 exons. Bases 104 to 1654 code for a protein of 516 amino acids. The record is from RefSeq and is a predicted model, not a curated record. Gene Ontology annotation, cellular component: plasma membrane. Gene Ontology annotation, biological process: L-glutamate transmembrane transport.
UGCAACAAGUCAACACCUCCUAUUGAGCGCAACGUUACGCGUUGGACCAACACACAAGAACCUUAUAUUAAAUUGAUAAACUGACAACAUUUUCUGCUUCGAAAUGGCUGUGCAAACGAAGUGGUCGAGAAUUGUAGAACUUCUCAAACCACAUCGUCUAUUAUUGAGUGUUCUUAUUGGUGUCGUGCUUGGCUGUGUUAUUGGUAUCUCUUGCCAUGACGCUGUUCAGAAUUCUCCUAAUCCCUCACCUCGAAGACUUGCUAUGUAUAUUAAAUUCCCAGGUGAACUUUUCAUACGAAUGCUGAAGUUGAUUGUGAUACCUUUGAUAACUUCAAGUAUUAUCGUUGCAUUGAAUGAUAUUGAUAUCAAAAGCGCUGGUCGUCUUGGUAAGAGAACCAUGAUCUAUUACAUAUCAACCACAAUGCUAUCUGCAAUACUUGGUUUGGUACUCGCGUCCAUCAUUAAACCUGGGAGUGGCGUCAAUGAAGAAAAGAAAGCAUCGGAUAGUGUCAAUCGUAACUCAGUUGAUUCAUUCCUAGAUUUACUCAGGAAUGUUUUUCCAGAUAACUUGAUGGCAGCCUUCUUUAGAUCGGUUUAUACAGAUUACAAAAAGAACAUGGUAAAUUACAGAUAUGUGGAGAAAAACACUACCAAUAUGUCUGCAAAGGCGAUGUUUCAACUUCUGCAGAAGAACAAAGUAUCAAUGUCAAGCGAAGGUCAUGUGACACUUAUCAAGAAUGACGUCACUUAUGAAUAUGGUGGCAUUUCAAGUGGUGGAGGAACUAACAUGGUCGGUCUGAUUGCCCUCUCAAUUGCGUUUGGGGUCGUUUUGAAUACCAUCAAAAAAAAUGGGUUACCUUUGGUGAACUUGUUUAGAUCAUUGUGGCACACAAUUAUGAAACUUGUGGAAAUUAUUAUGUGGUUAGCCCCAAUUGGAAUUUGCAGUAUAAUUGCAGGAAAUAUCGUUGAAGCAAGUGAUAUCACUUUGCUAUUCAGAGCCCUGGGUCUUUAUGCGUUAACCAACAUUGUCGGCCAUCUUAUUCAAGGAAUUAUCAUCUACCCAGUUUUGUACGUUGCCCUUGUACGUGCAAACCCAAUAACACAUUUGAAAGGCAUCCUCCCAGCUCUGUUCACAGCAUUUGGUACAUCAUCCAGUGCUGCCACUUUGCCAACAACAAUUGAAUGUUGUGAAUCCAAAGUGAAGAUAGACAAACGAGUAACUCGUUUUGUUUUACCCAUCGGCGCCACAUGUAACAUGGACGGCGCUGCUUUGUAUUAUGCUAUCGUGGUUCUGUUUGUGGAACAGAUGGAACCAAAUGUUCAACUGGAAAUUGGUGAAAGAAUCAUGACGGUAUUGAUAGCCACAGUUGUAUCAAUUGGAGCUGCAGGUAUUCCCAGUGCAGGACUCGCUAAUGUAGUUGUCGUGUUGAAGGCAGUUGGACUUCCUGUUGACAAAAUUGGACCAAUAUUUGCUGUAGAAUGGUUUAUAGAUCGACUGAGGACGGUAAUCAACGUAAUGGGUGAUACAGUGACCGCAGCUGUUGUAGCCAAAUACUCACAAAAUGAUUUUGCGGAAGAUAAUUUUCAAUCUUUGGAAGUGUGCAAAAAUCUGCCAGGGGAAACUUCCCCUGAAUCGGAGGAAACAAUCUUAUAGAGUUUGCAUUAUUUGAUUUUCUUUUCUCUUCCGUGCGUUUAUAAAAAUUAAAUAACUAUUUAGGGUUCCAAUAUAACCAGAGAGC